Molecule: messenger RNA, 1262 nt
Organism: Caenorhabditis elegans
Lineage: Eukaryota; Metazoa; Nematoda; Chromadorea; Rhabditida; Rhabditidae
Gene: nhr-210
Product: Nuclear Hormone Receptor family
Exons: 5
Coding region: 1-1212 (403 amino acids)
Biological process (GO): regulation of DNA-templated transcription; DNA-templated transcription
Cellular component (GO): nucleus
Molecular function (GO): DNA-binding transcription factor activity; DNA binding; sequence-specific DNA binding
Source: RefSeq, marked reviewed
AUGCCUUGCUGUAAAGUUUGCACCGCCGAAGGCUGCCACGGGACCCAUUUUGGAACAAUUUGCUGUCGAGCUUGUGCAGCUUUUUUCAGAAGAACUGCAUUUUCAAAGUUAAGAAAUUCCAAAUGUCGAAGUGCAUCUUGUGAUAAGGAAAAAUCAUUUUGCAAGCCUUGUCGAUUACGAAAAUGUUUAGAAGUUGGGAUGGAAACUUCAAAUUUCCAGUACCACCGGGACAGCCUUCACGAUUCUGAAAGCUCGUCAGUCUUCAAAAAACUUGAAGCAAAACAUUCAAAGCAAACAAUCUCGAAGAUUCCUAAAUCAUUCGAAUGUUUUGUAGGUCGACCUGGCAUGAUCCUCUUCUGGGACGCACAAAAAUCUAAACAUCGAAAAACCUUCAUUGAUGUCAGCUACCUGCUGGAUGAAGCUACAAUGAUUUUUAGGCAACCCUCGGAAAAUGUUCACAUUUUUGAAAAUCAAUUGCAUAGGCUGGCGAUUGGAUUGAAAGUUGUCAGUGGAAAUACAAAAAACUAUAGAUUCCUUACAAAAAUUGAUCAAAGGGAGUUGUCCGACACGUGGCAGUGGCAGUUUCUAACUGUAGCAAAGUGGCUGACGCAUUUCAAGCAAUUUGAUGCUUUAGAGGAGAAAGUCAAGCUCACCUUACUACAAUCUACUUGGCAUGUCUGGUCCGUCCUGGAUCACCAUUUUGCUUCCGCAGCUCAUCAUAGAAGUAAUCCAAAUGCUCUGAAAACUCAUGCUGUCACACGCAGAGGAGUAAUGAUGGAUAUGACAAAUGUUCAUUUUGACGCAAAUUGGCUCAGUGGUUACCCAUCUGCCGAAUUGAACAGAUUUCUCCAUGUUCCAUCCCGAUUUGACAUCACAGCUGCCCUGGAAGCCCUGCAACCUACUGAAAUGGAACGGACAUUUAUGUUGGUCCAGCUAUCAUUCGAGUACGCUGGCAAACGGUGUCAAGGAGAAAUGCUUCAGCUCACAGAUUAUUUCCAACAAGUCCUAGCUACCGAUCUUCAUGAUUAUUAUGUUAAGGAACUUCGAAUGGAAAAAUAUUUUGAUAGAUUGGCAAAACUGAUGAAAGUGAACAAUGCGAUUCAGAAGAAACUCUGGGAGCAGAGACCACGAAUUGAGUUGGCAAAAGUUUUUGACCUGAUUAAGCUGGAAUUUUCUCACCCGGAAAUGUUCAUGGAUACAGGAUUCAAUUGAUCUUAGUUGUGGUUGUUGUUUUGAGGAUGUUGAUGAAUACUUUAUCUGAA